CGUAGUGCGUCCCGGCGCUCGCGAUUCCUCCUGGCGCGGUCGGAAAGGCAGGCAAUUUGGCCCGCCAUGUUUCUCACCGCAGCGCUCCGGGCACGGGCUGCGAGCUUCACCGCCCAGUGGGGAAGACAUGUAAGGAAUUUGCAUAAGACAGCUGUGCAGAAUGGAGCUGGAGGAGCCUUAUUUGUGCACAGAGAUACUCCUGAGAAUAACCCAGAUACUCCAUUUGAUUUCACACCAGAAAACUACAAGAGGAUAGAGGCAAUUGUAAAAAACUACCCAGAAGGGCAUAAAGCAGCAGCUGUGCUUCCAGUCCUGGAUUUAGCCCAAAGACAGAAUGGAUGGCUGCCCAUCUCUGCCAUGAACAAGGUGGCAGAAAUUUUACAAGUACCUCCAAUGAGAGUAUAUGAAGUAGCAACUUUUUAUACAAUGUAUAAUCGAAAGCCAGUUGGAAAGUAUCAUAUUCAAGUCUGCACCACUACGCCGUGCAUGCUUCGAAACUCUGAUAGCAUACUGGAGGCCAUUCAGAAAAAGCUUGGAAUAAAGGUUGGAGAGACUACACCUGACAAACUUUUCACUCUUAUAGAAGUGGAAUGUUUAGGGGCCUGUGUAAAUGCACCAAUGGUUCAAAUAAAUGACAACUACUAUGAGGAUCUGACACCUAAGGAUAUUGAAGAAAUUAUUGAUGAACUCAAGGCUGGCAAAAUCCCCAAACCUGGGCCAAGGAGUGGACGCUUCUCUUGUGAGCCAGCUGGAGGUCUUACCUCUUUGACUGAACCACCUAAAGGGCCUGGGUUUGGUGUGCAAGCAGGCCUUUAAUUUAUAUUCAGCUGUAAAUAUGUCACUGGAGAAAUAAAGUAUGAACCUCCUGUCUACAUAAA
Phacochoerus africanus (Common warthog) is the source of this 878-nucleotide messenger RNA. It is a transcript of the gene NDUFV2, whose product is annotated as NADH:ubiquinone oxidoreductase core subunit V2. The coding region runs from base 67 to 816 and encodes 249 amino acids. Lineage: Eukaryota; Metazoa; Chordata; Mammalia; Artiodactyla; Suidae. Gene Ontology annotation, biological process: mitochondrial electron transport, NADH to ubiquinone. The record is from RefSeq and is a predicted model, not a curated record. The transcript has 8 exons. Gene Ontology annotation, molecular function: NADH dehydrogenase activity.